Messenger RNA from Darwinula stevensoni, 237 nucleotides. NCBI's taxonomy places the organism in Eukaryota, Metazoa, Arthropoda, Ostracoda, Podocopida, Darwinulidae. The record is from the annotation of a GenBank genome assembly.
AUGCGAAAGCCGAAACACUCUGAUCUUUCCCGACCCGCCGAGAUCCCCGAAUCCCGCAAGAUGGACAAGCAGACCAAAUCCGCCCAGGACAACCGAACGAACCAGCUGAACCCGAACCACGAGAAGUCGGGUCCCGGUCACGCCGCGGGCUACCACGGCGCGGGGACGAAGCCGGACCUGGACAACCACGGCAACCAGCUCAACCCCAACCACGAGGAGUUCAAGGGGAAGAAGUAG